This is a messenger RNA of Porites lobata, 8901 nucleotides long. The record is from the annotation of a GenBank genome assembly. NCBI's taxonomy places the organism in Eukaryota, Metazoa, Cnidaria, Anthozoa, Scleractinia, Poritidae.
ACCUUACUUCCGGUGCAUAAUAACAUGCAAGAAAAGCAAGUAUACAUUGCCUCUGGGGAACAUGUCCAGCCACAACAGAAUUGGGAUGCAAUUUACAGUGCUCGAACUUUGGUAAUUGUGGGCUUUCAUUGCGCUAAAUAUGCCUAGAAUCCAUGCUGAAUUAAGCCUUUUCUUUUAAUCGUCCAGAGAGCUGCAUUACGAAGACUGUUGCCUAGUACUUCUAACUAUGGUACAAUGUUGGGAAAUCAAAAUAACGCGAACUUUUACGUCGAUGGAGAUGCGUUAGGCAGCCAUUUGAAUGAAUUAGACGAUGCAGCUAGUAGCAGGUCUUCGUUUGCGGAUAUAUGGGACAGUACAAGCAUUGAGGUGAGUAGUUUUGCAAGAAAGGCUUGAUGUUUUGCAUGAAAUAUCGUAAACAUGUAAUUCGUUUCCGACUAUUGUUCGAAGGUGAGCUGCGCGUUCUUGUGCAUGUGUAUAAGCAGGUAUAAGGGUCAGGGAGUAAUGUCCAGCUGUGUUUAAAUUCUUUUUUUAAAUAAAAAUCAUAUUAUCAGUAAAAUGACGCCCAUUUCUUUUUAAAGUUUUCCAUCGCUUAAUCCUAGUUAAGUUAAAUUUUAACUGUAAGGUUGAAUUACCAAGCAAUUGAUGUCAGUUUCAUGUAGUUGUUGUGUCUUUUGUUUAGAUCAGAGAUGAAGCUCAACAGAGGGGAGAUUUUAAUGCUACAACUAGUCUCCUUCUAACUUGCAAAAGCCAGGUCAUCUAUCCCUAUUUCUACAUUUUGUCCUUGGUAAGUGUUUCAGGGCCCUAGGUGGGAGUGGGGGGUUUAAUCUGGUUUGAAAAUGAGUAACAUUUCGUUUGUGAAUGAGGAUUCUUUCCAGAAAGGCUUGGUACGUGGUGAGAUAAGCAAGUCUGUCAUCGUAAUGAAACUCAUAAAGGAUAUAAGGAGACCAAUCUGGACAUGGUUCAGGAAACCUUGCUUCAAAACACUGAACACAGGAUGACAGCAUUUUGUUAUUUUCACACACAACACAAAGUGAUACAUUUAUGGAUAAAAAUGUUAGUUUUUGGUCCUGAACACCCUGAGUGAGACUAAAUUCUGCAAUUUUUACCCCCCAAGCAAGAUGACAAGCAUCCUUGACACUUUUAUGUGGGAGUGUCCCCUCUCCGGCCCCUUCAAGGUAUUAGGAUAACCAUGCCAGUUUCUUCAGCUUUUACAAAGCAUAAUAAGUUGUAUUUAUACAGUUGAACCCCGCUUUACAGUCAACCUCUUAAUACAUACACCUCAUUAUAACAAAUACUUUUCUUUGUCCCUGGGGAAAGCCCUUACACUGUGUCUAAAUUUAACCCUCUUAAAUAAUACGGACAGCUGUUAAUAGGACAAUGGACACUUGUUUCUUGCUCAAUCAACAGAUUCUCAUAGAAAGUCAACCUUGCUAAUGCGAACACUUCUUUAUCAACUGUCUGCUGUGAUAGAACUUUCCCUCUUGGGGGUAAAAAAACCCUUCAGUUCACAGUCUUUCGAUGUUUCCAGUACUACAGUUCACUGUAUAGGGUGAAUUGUAGAUAUCAUUUUCAGACUAUUUUGGCAUUAAAUAAAUUAUGCAGUGAAUGGUUUUGAUUAAGUAAUCUAUAAAUGAACAAUUUUGAGUUUUUCCAUGGAUUUAGUCCAAGAAAUAAUGGCUUGUGAGGUUAGAAAUGUUUAAUUUGAUGAUGCUAAUGACCUACUUACUAUGGACACUCCGUUAUUUUAUACAGACACUUUCUAUCGCCCCCUAAGUAUCCAUAGUAAUGGGGUUUGACAGAAUUUUUAUUUAUUAUUUUCUAGAGUCUCUUCAUUUUGUUCCUCUUUCUUGCUUUGUUGUUUUCAGUCAAAACAAAGAGUUGUUAAUUACAUAAACAUAGAAGUUUAGCAAUGUAACUGUCUCCACUCUCAUAGCAUUUUUUGUUGCUAGUGUAAACCUUGCUCAACCCUUUGCAUAUUUGCUUUUUAUUUGCUUUGUACUUUCUGUCAAUUACUAAACAGAUGAAUUGCCCAGUGUGUGAUUCAUAUGCUUUCAAAACUAUCGUUACAAAAAUUACUGAUGUAAGCUGCCAUAGAAUUCUCCAGAGGUAUGGAUGUGUUCUAAAACAACACUGUUAUGCUUAUUUUCAGGUUGCAUGGCGACCAUUUCACAUUCAGUCAUUCCGUUACCAAGGCUGCUCAUUGCGGAAAAUCCUCAACAUUAUGUACACCAUUUUCAUAUUUCUCUUAAUUAUAUUUAGUUAUGGAUCUAGUAUUAUGGCUUGUCAAGCCCGGCCCAUCAAAAAUGAGGUGUGUAUAUUUUCGAGAAUUUUCAUUUUUAACUGUCUUGUCACAACCUGCAAAUUAUGCUAAGAAAUUUGCCAUAAUGUAACUUGAACUGAAAAUGCAUUAUUCUUUCACAACACACAUAAUGAAUAUUUAACAGUUAUUCCUCGAGUCUGAAUUGGCUCUGAGUUAAUAGCCCAUGAGGCUGAAGUUUUAAAAAUAGUAAAAUCCAACUGGUUGGUCAAAAAUAUAAAGAAUAAAAAACUUUUAGCCUGUUAAAGCUAGACUUUAAUCCUUUUUUGCCACCAAAAAGCCCACAGCACUGGUAAUAGACCACCAGAUGGAUUUUACUGAAAUGUGAGAUCUGCUACCCCGCUGAAAAUCUUGCCAAGCCACCUUAACUCUAGAGUUUUGAAUAUUUCAGCUGUUAUGUGUAUGGAGUAACCCUCAACUCCCCCCCCCCCCCUACCGGGGAAGUGGGUUAGGUAGGUAGGUAGCUUUUUAAUGUUCCGCUUGUGUUGCCCUUCACUCAUUCCAGCCUUUGCUACAAUUAUUAAGACCUCAGCAACUGAUUGCCAGUUAAUAGCAAUAUGUGUUCUUUUCACAAAAGAUUUUAUUCCCAUAGGAGGUAAUCCAAGAAAAUGAUUUAGAGCUUGAAAGCUCUAAUACUAUUGGUUGCAGGGUGUCCAGCAAUUUUUUUUUGCAAAAAGUAGGAUUUUCUUGUGGUGUUAAGGUAGUAGUGACUUGCUAGCUGCCACCAAGUGCUUACAUUGUCUUCUGAUUUUCUUUUUGUUUAGUUAAGAUAUUUACAUAAAACCACAGCACCCAUAAAAACAGUCACACAUCCAAGCAGCAUCUCUCCGCAUCCGACAAAUUGGACAAAUGUGACGGCCCCAAACCAUUCAACUACUACGCCCUCAAGUUAUUUCCAGGAGUUCACUAGUAGACCUCUGAUAUAUGGAAACUCAACAAGUCCAGGAUUGCUUCCUUUCUAUACAUUUGCCACACCAGCGUUUUGGAGGCCAGCUGUAACUGAGUGUUCACAUAUCUUCAGUACAUAUGUGGUGCCCAAUGUAUUACACUUCUUGGCCUUCUUCAUUGGAUUUUACUUGUUCAGGAUACAAGAAAGUGAGGGACUCAAUGCCUUGAUAGAAAAGGUCAACAUUUAUUCUUAUUUUCUUAUUUAUUUAUUUUCUUAUUUUUUAUUUGAUACUUGAGUCUCAUGAGAUAUGGGUUCUUAAUGUAGUAUCUUGUUAUUUUUUUUUUCUGUCUCUUCAGGUUUUUCUGCUCAGUUCUGUUUCCAGAAAGAUUGUUUCAAGGCUAAGGUUUGUAUUUACAGGAGGCUGGAAGAAUCUUGGUACACUGUAUAUCCACUUAACAGCUGUACAUGAGUUCAGUUAGGAGAGUGCUGGUCUGCUGAGCGGGAGGUCGCGGGUACAAACACUGGCCGGACCAACACCCUGGCCAGACCAACACCCUGGCCAGACCAACACCCUGGCCAGACCAACACCCUGGCCGGACCAACACCCUGGCCAGACCAACACCCUGGCCAGACCAACACCCUGGCCGGACCAACACCCUGGCCGGACCAACACCCUGGCCGGACCAACACCCUGGCCAGACCAACACCCUGGCCAGACCGACACCCUGGCCGGACCAACACCCUGGCCGGACCAACACUUAGGGUCUUUAAAUAACUGACGAGAAAGUGCUGCCUUUGCAAUGACAUCUGAAAACAGUUAGACUUUGUAGUCGUCUUGGAUAAGGAUGAAAAACUGUAGGGUCCCAUCUCAGAGGACUUUCACACAUCUGUUUCUUGUGGGGGGUUAAAUAAUCCACGCGGCUGUUCAAAAAGAGUAGGGGACAUGGUCCCCAGUGGUGCAGUAGCAAACCUAUCCUGGGCUGGGUGGGUUCAUCGCACUGUUGUAUGUUCUGCACCACAUGGUGGUAGAGAUUAAAUAAAUAAAUGUGUUCGUGUGAAGUUUUUUAUUGUAUGUCAUUCCUUAAACGGCUAAAUGCAAAAGAAAAUGAUACAAGGUUUUAUUGUAUCAGGAAUGAUGAUGAUUGUAAAUAUGAGAAGUUCAACAAAAAUCAAAAUGCAAACUAGUGUUCUCAUUAAGGUACAUAAUAUUAAUUUUUAGUUCUUACAGUUUCGUUGUUAUUGUUAAUCUGUUGUUUUUGAUUUGUUUUCCCCUUCAAUUCAUUGUAGGUUUUUUUUGUUUGGUGGCAUAUUGAUGGUGGUUUUUGGAGUCUGCAAUUUUAUUUUGUUUUGUUAUGCCUUUAAAUUGCCCUCAGUCACUGGAUUCAAGCGCAACUCAAGGUAAGUCGAGGCAGACAGCACUCUAUGGUUACUACCCUUCAACUGCCUUCUAGAAUAACUACAACUUAUCCCCUUGUUUAUUACAGCCUUCUGAAAACUUUCUUUGAGACAAUUUCAUCCUUAAAUUAAGACUUGCAAACUCAGGAAGUUUCAUAAUAUUUACAUUGUGUCCUAUUGCAAGUUUAUAAAGGCUGUUGUUUUAAUGUUUAGUUCUACUGUUUGUUUUCUGCUAGUGCACAGUGGUCAGUGGUGUGCUUCAUGGUUCUGGGUAAAGUGGUUGAGUAUUGUAUCAGUGCUGUCACCAUUGUUAAUUACUGCGCUCAGUGUGAACUGCUAAUAUUCUACCUGCGAGAAAUCAACAUCAGGAUGGAGGAGAAAACUAAGGAUCUCAGCAUUAUAAUGAAGGUAUUGUGAGAAAACAUACCUGGCCUGUUCAUUAUCAUUCUCAAAAACAUAGGGCAAAGACAACAUAGAUUUUGUGGAGGAGAAUAAUGUUAAUUGGAUGAAGAGAAGUGGCACUAUGGUCCGAGAGUUAGCUCUCCACUGUCUUGCAUUUGAGUGCAUGGUAUACCUGCCAACUCUCACGCCUGCGGGUUGAAAACUUCGAUCUCACGCCCGCUCACGCCUGCGGACCAAUUUCUCACGCCUGAUUGAAAAAUGUGAGUUGUUGUCGUCUUGCUGGACACAAUUUCCAAAAAUAUGUUAACUCAGACCCAUGUAACGAACGAAAACCAUGUGUAAAAUGAAUAAAUGACAAUACCUUCCUCGCGAUCUCUGAUUUUGUGGAUAGCUGUUUUCUCGAUAACUUCGCCUUCGGCAGACUUCGGACUUCUUCGGGAAUCUUCGGAAAUGAUCGUGUCGUUUUCAAAAAUCCCAGCACUCCCAGGAUAAAAAUCUCACGCCUACAUCUCAGAAAAAGUUGGCAGGUAUAGCAUGGUUUCCUUUUUAGUUUUUGGUCUAAAGAUUCAAAAGUUGGAGCUCCCUUAUAAAGCAUGAUGCACAUCCACUGCAGGAACCUAUUGCUUAGUAACUUUUAUGAAUGGUAUAUGAAUGGUCCCACUUCAGGAUUUCAUUCACGUAGUCAAAGUUAGAACUACCUUGUACAGUAUAAUAAACAGCACCACAGGAAAGAACUGCUCAGUAGCUUUCAUUUGAAUGGUCGAUCACACUUUAGGAUUUCAUUCAUAGACUCAAAAGUUAGAACUACCUUGUACAGAAUAAUAAACAGUACCACAGGAUAGUACUGCUCAGUAGCUUUCAUUUGAAUUAUCACACUUUAGGAUUUCAUCCAGACUCAAAAGUUAGAACUACUUUGUACAGAAUAAUAAACAGUACCACAGGAAAGUACUGCUCAGUAGCUUUCAUUUGAGUUGUCACACUUUAGGAUUUCAUUCACAGACUCAAAAGUUAGAACUACCUUGUAAAGCAUAAUAAACAGUACCACAGGAAAGUACUGCUCAGUAGCUUUCCUGUGAAUGAUCACACUUUAAAUUUUUUUCUGUAUGAAAGCUAUAAACAGGGCUAUAUAUGGCAAAGGAUCACUAUAACUACAGAAUGUGUAGUGCAGUUACUCCAUUUGAAGGGCAAUUAAUAAAUGUUUGUAAUGUAUACGCUUUAUAUUGCAGGAUAUUCUGGAAGUAAAGAAAAAUCUUACAAGAAUAAAUGGCUUGAUUUCUGUGAUAGCAACUCUGAUUAUGUUCAGCUCUUUUGAGGUCGCUGUGAUAGGUAAUAAUUUAUGAGUUAUAUUAUCACUUUCCUCUCUUAAACUGUUUGUUAAGCUGUGAUAUCUGCAACAAGCGUAUUUGGCGCUCUGUACGGUCCAUACUAUUACUGCUCCCCCCCCCCCGACUAGUCCUUUCUGACCCAUGGUGGGAGGUUUGCUGACGCAGUAGUGAUGGAGGCUAAGUGUUUGCACAAAAUGUGGAUCAAUUGAGGUUUCUGGGAAACUGCCCUCCUACCCCUACCCUAAGCCAACAUUAACACUUACUUCUUCAAACCAACCCUGACCCUAAGAUUCUACUUGAAUUUUCAUUUGUCCCCAUUGCACUGUCCUCUUUUUGUCAGGGAGAAUAGUUUUAACGAAGUUCUCUCUGCACCCCAGUUUGUAAUCAGCUCAGUGAUUAAUUUUACAGUCAGUUGUUUUUAUUUAUUUACAGGUGUUGUGAACUUGGCUAUGUAUUUUCAAGAAAUUAGGUCCAACAGUCAGCUUGUGUACAGAGUGUUUAUGCCAAUCAUUGCUUUGGUUCUGGUUAUAGUUCCUGUCUUCAUAGUAAGUGUAUUUUUGGACUUCAUAGCUUACUAUGGAAAGAGCCAUAGCCUGGAAUAACUAGAAGAGUUGUACAUGCUUUUAUGGGAUUGUUUGGGAGGACAAGGGCAUUGAUUUCACUUGACCUGUGUAUAAGUUGCUGGAUGUCAUGAAAGAUAUUGUUCAUCGUGGAUAUAGUGUAUAAAGGAUUUGUUUAUUGUUCUUCUCACAAUUGUCACUUGGAUAUUGAUUGCAGCAUUUCAACCACAUACUGCAGGUCUUCAUCAGGCAAUAGUGUCAAUUUACUGCGUAGGACUAUUUGUACCACUGUGUGGUUGUUAGUGAUUAGUGUAUCAUGAACCUCGCUCAUGGUUGGUUGGUUUCAAUCCAGAACAUUGUUGGCAUUUUUAGAGGAGGAAAGUUUUAAUUCCCUCAGCGGUCUGUUGUGGUAGUUGUGUUGGAUGUUGUAUUUUUAUUAUUAAGUGGGUUGCGUUCAAAGUUGUCAUAGCUUAAUAACCAUGUUGGACUAUUGAUAGAAACAGUAUCUGAUUAAAAUUUGCUAAACUUUCUGGUGAUUAGAAUCUGACUUCACAGUAACAUUUUACUUUGUUAUCUGGUCAUUCAUAAAAAAAAAAAUUGAGAGAUGAAUGUUGCACCACUGUCUAGUCUAAGUCUCUAUGUACUGACCAGCAACGUAAAGGAGUGCAUCAUAAGACAUCACUAGUUGUGAAUUUUUUUGCCUGCACUUUCUGAAAAACUUAUAUUCUCUUAUUUAUCGAGUCUCACCAGUCUGUGAUCCACUUAUUUCCUUUCCUACAUAUAUUUUUGUUUGUUUUGCAGGCUUCACGCUUGACGGCAGCUGCACGCAAGUUUAAACAGACAUGUCUUCAGGUCAGAGUGUUUGGUUAUCCCUCUGCAUCUCAGUUGGACCUCGACUCUUUUGUAUUAUUUUCUCACAGCGCUGAAAUGAAGGUAGGAGUUUUGGACAAUUUUGGGAGUUGGGCAAAUUUUUUUCUGUUACAAUAAGCAUGUCAAGAAACUAGCGACCAUGCCCUGCCAUGUAAGAAAACAAAGAUGAGUAAGGAAUGAACAGUACAAAAAGUGUCAUUUAAAAGUGAACACUGUCAAUGGAGUCACUCGUAGUAGUGGACAUGGCUAAGUACAAUCAAGUUCUCUAUAAGAUAGAUGUUACAGGUUAAUUUUGAUUCAACCUAGGUUGAUUUUCAAUUUCCUUUUUCUCCUUCCUUCAGAAGGCAAAGGAAAUUAAGAAUAAACCUAGGUUAAAUGAUUUUAAGGUGAAAACAAAUUUGACCUGUAACAGAGACAGUACCUCUCUAAUAUGGACAGCUAGAGCUGGUUGUCUGGCUUAGAUUCAGUUCAUUGGGAACCAAACAAAAUGCACAAGCAUUUGAAAUGAGCAGUUCAUUAAUCAAAGUCUCCCUACCUCCCUCCCCCUGGGGCAAGGUAGAGGGUGUGGAUGUGGAGACCCCAGUGUUCCCCAAGAAGUGAGGUAAAGGGCGUGGGAGGGAAUUCUAGUUCCUUGUAUAUCUCCCAAGGAGUUAAAUAAGGGUACAUGAACUUAAAGAUUCAGAGCCUGCUGUUGUUCCCCUCAGGUGGACAGAAACAACCUGUCUCGCCAUGUCUCCCCACAACCCAAACCUUGUUAUUGGCAUUAGAUUUUUUUGAAGAUAAUAAUUUUUCUUUUUAUUGAAGGCCAAACUGAUGUUCAUGCCCGUUCAUGGAUCAUACUUGGCUGCUGUUAUUGCAAUACUCGUAUUUGUUCUCCUGCUACUUUUACAAACUGAUCUCGUAGCGAGUAACAAUCGUUAUCUUUGAUGAAACUCAUUCUUGAGUGUAGAACCAUAUUUAUGAUUUUGAUUACUGCAGAAAGUGGAGUAGAAGGAUUUAGAGUAUUAUAUAAUCAUCUACAGUACUGCUCAAGAAUGUCAUAAUUAGAGUAAAUCAGAAAAAAAAACCUUAUCUGCUGCAUCCUGAACUGGUUAAUGAAAUACUUAAUAGUAUAUCAGUCUUUUUGUUGACAAUAACUUGUGG